CACAUUCUUACCUCUGUGGUGCGAGGAACCAAACAAUCUGCAGUCAGCCAUGACUGUGAUGAAGCGGCUUGGCUGGAAGGGGAGGCUGGCGCUUUGCGCCCUCCUUGUUUGUGCUCUAAUCUCUGAGUUAGACGCUCAAGCCCUGAAGAACAGUUCAGGGAAAAAAGCUAAGUUGAAGGCUCCAAAAGCAGCGAGCCAGCGGGCCAAAGCUGUAACAGUGAAACCCAGAAUCAGAACUUCCCCCGCGGCGUCACCUCAGACCCUCCUCACACAGGUAAUAAACAGAGGCAAGUUUACGAAGGUGGGCGACACCAUAAGUGUUCGAGCAGGAGACACGCUGGAGUUGAGGUGCAGGGGAAGACCUGUGCAGUGGAGCGUGCCCCCUUACCUGGAGGAGGACCACGAGGGAAGGCUCAGGAUGAUCCAGCAUGAGCGAUACGGUGUCCUGACCUUAGUCAACAGCACUGGCGCUGACACCGGGGAGUUCACUUGUUACCCAACGCGCUGUGAAGACACAGACUGCAGAAAGGAUUACGACAAAGCUGUCAAAGUCUUUGUCUUCUUUACAGAUCCACAUGAGCUCUUCGUCCCAUCAGCCGACUAUUACGAGGUGGUUCAGCUGAGGACCAACUGGCCCACGCUCCUGCCGUGCCAGGUGACAUCGCCUCAGGCCCAGGUGACUUUGCACCGGGAGUACCCACCCGCAGAGGUGGCCGUGGACGGGGCGGAGAUCUCCUUUGAUGUGAAGAAGGGCUUCACCAUCCAUCGGCCCAGGCCUCACCACGCCGGGGCCUUGUACUGCGUGGCCAGUCUGGGCAGCCUGAGGCAGAGCUCCACCAAGUACAUGCUCAUCUAUGUGAACUACCCCACGGCGCCGCCCGCCCCGGUGAUCCAGGCCUCUGAGAGCUCUCUGGCCGUGGGGGAGAAUCUGCGAGUCUCCUGCAGCGUGGUGGGCGAGCAGGACGUGGCUGUGGAGAUCAGCUGGGAAUAUCCGGGACAGCAGAUCGGGAGGCCUCAGUACACGCAGGAGAGCGUCACCCCGGUGGGAGGAGCUCCGCCUCGGCAGCAGACCCACUCGGUUCUCCUGGUGGAUGAGGUGAGGGACGUGGAUCAGGGCACCUACACCUGCACGGCUCAGAACCUUCAAGGGGAAAAGUCAGUGUCCACCACCGUCAAGAUCGUACCCAAAGUGAAGCCUCGGAAACCCUGAGCCUCUCCUGCCAUUGUAGCUGCCUUCAUCAGUUCAGACAGAUGAAAUAACUGUAAACACUCUGUGUAAAAGCUUUG
Messenger RNA from Synchiropus splendidus (mandarinfish), 1287 nucleotides. Its product is annotated as platelet-derived growth factor receptor-like protein. The record is from RefSeq and is a predicted model, not a curated record. Bases 50 to 1210 code for a protein of 386 amino acids. The transcript has 7 exons. NCBI's taxonomy places the organism in Eukaryota, Metazoa, Chordata, Actinopteri, Syngnathiformes, Callionymidae.